AUGGCAGCCCAGCUGGCUGUAGACGUCUUCGAAGAGGAGCGCAGGCGCUUGGAGCUGGCGGCCGUGGAGCUGAGACAGAGCCUGGCUGAAAAGGACGUGCAGUUGACCGAAAGAUCUUCGGAAGCAGCACUGGAAGAAGCCAAAGUCCUUCAAGUCCGGUAUGCCUCAGAGAUGAAAGAAAGAAAGCAGAAGGCAGAUGAACUGCAGCAGCGGCUGCAGAGCCUCGGAGCAAGCGUUCAGCUACAGGCUGAGGAGAUGAAAGGAGUGGAGGAAGAGUUGCUGGAAGCAGAGGAGUAUCAGAGCGACUGUCUGCGCAGACAGGUCGAACGCCAGGAGUUGCAAAGUCGCUCUGAGAAGAUCCAGGCAGAAAAUGGCCGACUUGUAAACCGCUUGCGCUCGGAGAUCCGGCUUGCGGACAGCAGGACAUCGGAGUUGCAGCUCGAGCUUCGCGACACGACGGAGGCCACAGCCAGGGCUAGCGAUGCGAGCCAUGGCAUGACGGGCAUGACGCCCCAAGAACAGAUUGCUGCCGAUUUGAAGGGUCAGCUCUGUGAAAGCCAAGAAACCGUAGCAGGCCUCGAGGAAUCAUUCCAAGCAGUGCAAUCCCUUUGCUUGGAGACAGAGGCGCGCAUCCAAGAGAUGCUGCACGAUUCCACCAUUGAAGAUCAAGCUGUUCGAAAGGACGAAGACAUCCAAGCUCAGGCAGAGCUCUUGGACGAGACCAGGAAGCUGGAUGAGACUCGCGACAGGAUCGAGCAAGUCCAGAAGCUGCAAAGUAUCGCCCAAUGUCUCGCAGCUGAACUGCGCAAGUCAGGCUCUCUUGUUUCCGACACUGCUUCAACAGCCUUACCUGUCACCCGCAGUGAGGUUUUGGAUGGACUUUUGUCGGAGGAGCAUCAGCUCCAGGCCGAGUUCUCCGCCUGCCGGCUUGAUGCAGGAAGGGUCGAGGUGCAGGUGAAGCACCUUGAGGAGGAGCUCGAGCAGGUUCGAAAUAAAGCGCAAGAAGACGAAGUCAGGAGCUUCCGCAGCUUCCUGUGCAUGUCUUCUUUGGCGAGUUGUGUCACUGGAAUUCCAACAGGACAGGCAUAA
Messenger RNA from Symbiodinium necroappetens, 1089 nucleotides. The record is from the annotation of a GenBank genome assembly. Lineage: Eukaryota; Dinophyceae; Suessiales; Symbiodiniaceae.